Peronospora matthiolae is the source of this 1266-nucleotide messenger RNA. Lineage: Eukaryota; Oomycota; Peronosporomycetes; Peronosporales; Peronosporaceae. The record is from the annotation of a GenBank genome assembly.
AUGUAUAAGUUGGAUGAUGAAGAUGACCAAAGCUUUCACGCUACGCGUGACGGCUACUCCCAUUUGAGCGAUGUCGAAUGGGAUGCGGUUGAACGAAUGGGUUCGACCAUGGGCAUCCAUGCUGUUAGCCUCAUGCUAGAGGCUCUCAAUAGAGAUGCCCAACAUGCUACUUUUGCCAAGUUCACUCAGAAUGAACUUGACGCUGAACGCGAGAAAGUAGCCUUGCUUCACCAACAAGGUUCUCAACAAUCAGAGUUGUUGAGAGAACAGGGUUCUCAACAGUUUGAACUGUUGAGACAGCAGCAGGCUGCUGCUGGUGGGUCGAUGCACUCGCGUCGACCCGAAACCUUGAAGAUUGACAUCUCCAAGUACAGGGGAGUCGAAGAGGACUCCCUCUUGAGAUGGUUCGUUGAAUCGGAUGACACCAUAAGGGCGCGUCGCAUCGACGACGGGGAUAUGGAAGCUGCAUUUGCCCAGUCAAAUCUAGCAGGACGUGCCAAGACUUGGGCACUGGGGCUCAAAUUGCACGACCCAUAUGCGUUUGGGUCGUUGGAAGUCUUCAAGUCGCGGCUCAGACAAACGUUUGAACCGCCUAGAGCUGAGUUCAGAGCUCGAACCGAACUCUUGAAGCUCAAACAGGGUAAGCGUGAUGUGCACGCUUACGCGCAACAUAUACGACAUCUCACGAGUUGUAUAAGUUCCAAUCCGGUGGAUGAACACACGUUGGUUUCGGUGUUCAUGCAGGGUCUUGCGGAUGGUCCCGUCAAGACUCACCUGUUCCGGCUUGAACUAGAUUCACUAGAACAAGCCAUUUCCAUUGCGGAGCAGGAAGACUUCAGUCUGAGACAGGCUCGCGCCAGCUCGGAUGGUCCCGUCAAGACUCACCUGUUCCGGCUUGAACUAGAUUCACUAGAACAAGCCAUUUCCAUUGCGGAGCAGGAAGACUUCAGUCUGAGACAGGCUCGCGCCAGCUCGACAUCAUAUCGUCAACCGAGACGAUAUGACAACAGAGGUCCAAAGCCGAUGGAACUCUGUUAUGUAGAGGGCGAGAAGGCUCGCUCUACAGGCUACAAGAAGUUGCAGAGAUGCAACAGAUGUCAAGAGACAGGACACUACGCUUACGAGUGUAGUUCCCCUCGUCCUGUGUCUUGCGACACUGGGCGUAGUGACCGUCCACCCAUGAGAAACGGGCAGGGACGCGGGUCCGCUGUUGGUGCAAAGACGCAACAACGGGAUGGACCGUCAAAAAACGGACAGGAUCAGUAG